Mangifera indica (mango) is the source of this 901-nucleotide messenger RNA. RefSeq names its product cell wall / vacuolar inhibitor of fructosidase 1-like. Gene Ontology annotation, biological process: negative regulation of catalytic activity. Gene Ontology annotation, molecular function: enzyme inhibitor activity. The coding region runs from base 246 to 791 and encodes 181 amino acids. The record is from RefSeq and is a predicted model, not a curated record. NCBI's taxonomy places the organism in Eukaryota, Viridiplantae, Streptophyta, Magnoliopsida, Sapindales, Anacardiaceae. The transcript has a single exon.
UAAGGUUUCACACAGGGAGUUUGUGAAGAGAGUUUGAAUUGAAGCAAAUUACAUAAAGAGCAUUUUUAAUUAUAUUAGUAGGAGUAGGAUGACAUGAAAAUCAAGACAAAACAAGCUCAAAGAAGUUUUGCUUUUAGAUGAAAGGGGAUCCCCAAACUCUCCCUAUAAAAUCACCUUAAAACAACAAAACCAAUCAUCUUUGUUCUCUGCCCACUUCAGUUCACUUUCAGUACUUCUCUGCAAACAUGCAAAAAACUCUCGCCUUUCUACUUUUUCUUCUUUUCCUUUCACUUCAUUUACAGCUACGAUGUGAAGCUGCUGCUAUUAACGAUGAUGAUGAUGAUUUGGUAGAGAACAUAUGCAAAAAAACACCUUUUCACGAUCUCUGUGUGGCCACUCUGCACCCAAUCUCUAACUCCUCAACUUCAAAUAUUAAAGGGCUGGCCACUUCAAUGGCGAAUAUCGUGCUUGUAAAUGCAACCGACACUUUGCAUUACAUUGAGGGGCUGAUUAAACAGUCUUCAGACCCUAAACAAGAGAAAGCUUUGGCUGGAUGUGCUGAACUCUACAUCUCAGUUGUCAAAUAUGAGCUUCCUCAAGCCAUUGAAGCUUUGGGCAAAGGCCAAUACGGAUUUGCUAACUAUGGAAUUUCUGAUGCUGCCAAACUAGUUGAUCAAUGUGAGAAGGGCUUCUCAGGAACAAGUGAAUCUCCGUUAAGUGACAGAAACAAACUUAUUCAUAGUCUUUCUCAGAUUGCUGUAGCAAUUAUUAAUGUUCUGGCAAAGGGUUAGAUUUCAUUGUUUCUAUUGCUAAAAUUUUAGUCAUCUAUGUGGUAUUAUUGGCGUGUGACUGUACUGUGUUAAUUUUGUACCACAAUAAAUUGUAAUAUUUGAUGCUUCCA